This is a messenger RNA of Cephus cinctus (wheat stem sawfly), 1899 nucleotides long. It is a transcript of the gene mst, whose product is annotated as protein misato. The coding region runs from base 164 to 1777 and encodes 537 amino acids. Gene Ontology annotation, biological process: mitochondrion distribution. Lineage: Eukaryota; Metazoa; Arthropoda; Insecta; Hymenoptera; Cephidae. The transcript is spliced from 4 exons. Gene Ontology annotation, cellular component: cytoplasm. The record is from RefSeq and is a predicted model, not a curated record.
GCGUCAUAACCUGAAUUGUGUGUAGUUGGUGCAGGUCGAUCUGAUUUUAAAAUAACGUGAAAACUACAACCUUUUUUUCACCUUACUUAUAUAUUUACGAUAUCUUAACAGAUAUUUAGAAAGUCUAUAAUUUCAGUGUUCACAUAUUCAUUAUAAAUCGAAAAUGACAGCUCGUGAAAUACUUAGUUUUCAAUUUGGGCAUUACUCCAAUUUUAUUGGAACACAUUGGUGGAACAUUCAGGAAUCAAAUUUUUCAUAUGACCAAGACCAUCCCUCGGAUAUAAACCAUGAUGUCUUAUACAGACAAGGAGAAACACAGAGAAAAGAAGUAACAUUUACCCCUAGGUUACUUGCUGUGGAUUUAAAAGGAACUCUCGGCUAUCUGAGUGAGCAAGGAAACUUAUAUGAGGAAUGUGACUCUGAAGAGUCUAAUUCUCUAUGGGAAAACAAGGAUCUAGAAGUAGUGACAGAACCUGCACCAGCGAAGAGUCCAUUUAUUCAAAGUCUAGAAGCAAAUGCAGGAGAAUCUGCAAGAAAAUUUGAUUUGGAAAGUGAAGUGAACAGUUGGGUAGACUACUUAGUACCUAGAUUCCAUCCAAGAACGAUAAACAUUCUCAAACAGUACAAACAUGCAUGCACCUCCCAACCAUUCGAUAUAUUUAAUUAUGGAUUGAAUAUAUGGAAAAAUGCACAGUAUUCCGAAGACUUCUGCGACAAGAUAAGAUCCUACGUUGAAGAGUGUGAUAUGAUGCAAGGGUUCCACGUUAUCUUAGACUCCACUGAUGGAUUUGCAGGUUUCGGAGCAGCCUGCAUACAGUAUCUACGUGAUGAAUAUGGCAAAAGCAUACUGUCAUUUCCAGCAAUUGAUGGAAAAAGUUCAGAACCCUCAGCAGCGAAUCUUAUCAAAGUUGUAAACACAGCCUUAUGCUGGCAGAGCAUUGGAGAACACUCUUCGUUAUUUAGCCCUUUAUGUGCAGGGACAAGUGGGUGGUUACCAAGUGAUGUUCCUCGAGAAUUCGCGAAUCUAACAUACAAUCGCGAUUUAAAGUAUCAUAGCAGUGCAUUGUUGGCUACUGCACUAGAUACGGUAACUCUUCGAUAUAGAAACAAAGCAUAUCCUGCAUCGGCACUUUCAGAUCUUUGUGCAGAUCUAAAUAAACUGGGUCGCAAAGCUGCUGCAAUAAGUCUAAGCCUCCCAUUCCCCAUGACAGUAAAAAGAGACUUGAUUGACAUUCUUGACGACUUCGAUGGAUCUCCCUGGACAAGUUUAACACCUAGUUGCGAAAUAACCACAGAUAAAAACAUGCAAAGCAUUGUACUAAGAGGAGUACUUGAGGAGAGAUUAAAAAGACCACUUCAUGAUGCUAGAAAACAAAUGGCCAAACCUGCGUAUCGUUGUUCUACUGUUCAUGAAAUGAUGACUAUGUAUCUAGCUUAUUCAUGUCAUGCUUCGGCCACUCAUUUGACAGUUAUCAAUGAGCCAUUGAAAAUAAAAAAUCCAUUUCCUAAGAUUUUCAACAAUAACGUUCACGCAAAUGGUGAUAUCGCUGCCUGGCCUGUAGGCGAAGAUGUUAAAUCUGUUCCUGUGAUGGCUGGACUUCACAGUGGCGAAGGACUCUCCAAAAUGUUUAGUUCUCUUCACGAUCAAGCAAUGAAAGUUAAGAGUAUUAAGAAGUUUCACGCUUUUCAAGAUUCUGGUUUAGAACAGGACGAAUACGCAGAAUGUCUCAAUUAUUUGUUAGAUUGUAAAGAAGCAUACGAGGAUCAUUAUGUAUGAUAUUACGAAAGUAAUAGUUUCUGUGAUAACCCAUUGCAAACCAUUCGAAAAAUUUAAUUAAAAUCUAUGAUUGAAUUGACUGAUUUUUGUUUGAUACCAAUAAAAUAGUUAAUCGAUUUAAA